Molecule: messenger RNA, 1394 nt
Organism: Ricinus communis (castor bean)
Lineage: Eukaryota; Viridiplantae; Streptophyta; Magnoliopsida; Malpighiales; Euphorbiaceae
Product: ER membrane protein complex subunit 2
Exons: 9
Coding region: 187-1095 (302 amino acids)
Biological process (GO): protein folding in endoplasmic reticulum
Cellular component (GO): EMC complex
Molecular function (GO): protein binding
Source: RefSeq, a predicted model, not a curated record
GCUGCCCUUGAAUCAAACACAAACACAUACACACACACACACACGCACACAAAAAGAAGAAAAAAAAAGUGCUUCCAAGUCAAUUCACACUCUCCUCCUCCUCCUCUCAUAAACUAGAAACAGAUCCAAAAAGCGGCCGUAACCAGAGACACAGUACACUUUUUCUGUUCACAGACCAAUAUCAAUAUGGUGACAAAAACAGAGGAGACACAGUUGAAUAGGCUGGAGAGCCAAGUUGAGCAUGGAGGAGGAGGGGCUUGGGAGUAUCUUUCUUUGGUCAGGAAGCUCAAAGUUAGGCGUUCUGAUAAGGUCUUGAAGUAUGGUUUAUCGAUCUUGAAUGAUCCCAAAAAGCGAUCUGGUCUAGGCUCUGAAGAAUGGACUCUCUAUGAACAGGUGGCAAUUGCAGCUAUGGACUGUCAAUCUCUUGAUGUUGCAAAGGAUUGCAUUACUGUUUUGCAAAAGAGAUUUCCAGAAAGCAAGAGAGUUGGUAGGCUGGAGGGCAUGUUACUUGAAGCAAAGGGAUCUUGGGCAGAAGCAGAAAAGGCUUACGCGAGCCUGCUAGAGGAUAAUCAAUUGGAUCAGGUCAUAUUCAAGAGGAGGGUAGCUGUUGCAAAGGCACAGGGAAACGUGUCAGGAGCUAUUGAAUUGCUAAAUAAAUAUCUUGAAAUAUUUAUGGCAGAUUCUGAUGCCUGGAGAGAACUUGCUGAGAUGUAUGUUUCCCUACAGAUGUACAAGCAAGCAGCAUUCUGCUAUGAGGAAUUAAUAUUGUCUCAGCCUACGGUUCCACUAUAUCAUUUAGCCUAUGCUGAUGUGCUUUACACACUUGGCGGACUAGAAAACCUUCAAGCAGCUAAAAAAUAUUAUUCAUCCACAAUUGAUUUAACUGGAGGCAUGAACACCAGGGCAUUGUUUGGUGUUUGUUUGUGUACAUCGGCAAUUGCACAGCUUACAAAAGGGCGAAACAAGGAAGACAAGGAUAGCCCAGAGCUGCAAUCUUUGGCUACAGCAGCUUUGGAGAAAGAGUACAAGCAAAGAGCUUCUAACAAGCUUCCUGUGCUUGCUUCUGCAUUAAAAAGCUUGAAAAUUUCAUCAUAACUUCUUGCCAUCGAAUGAAGCUUUUCUAAUUGCCCCCCAUACUCCAGGACUGCAAGGGACCACAACAUAAACUUAGACCAAACUCCAGGAUUUUUACAGAUGUGUUGAGAUUUCAUAUAAUUUGAGUCCUGUACUUUUCUUUCAGUUUUCCCCUUUCCAGUUUUCAUUUGAGUCCAAAACAUGAGGAAAUGAUGUAUCAUUUAGAAUGCAUUUAGUAGACUAGGAUCAUUAUGACUUGUGAGAUAAUUUUUAUUUUUUCCCCCUCUUGCAUAAUUUAAAAUUUACUUAGUUUCCUCCAA